CCCCGCUCAAAUGGUAAACAGAGACCUCGUUGGGAGAGAUAAAAAAACCCCCAAAAAAUUUGCUAAACCCCACUCUUCUGAUAAGGUAAAAAAAUGCACAUAAACUCCUGUCCAAUUCAAAGUUGUGCAAUUGGACACAAUUCGUUUCUAUUUCCUGGCAGUGGCAGUAUAAGCUACGGUUUGGGAUUGGGUUGGAACGAAUCUCAAUUCUUCUGCAAAACCCAAACCCCUAGGUAUCGCGUUGGUGUCAUCAAGAGGAAAUGCCGUCGCAGCGGCGUAAUCAGGGCCGCCGCCGGCUCUGGCAUCGAUUAUUAUUCCACUUUGAACGUCAGUCCCGGUGCCACUUUGCAAGAGAUUAAGGCCUCUUACAGGAAGCUGGCUCGCAAGUAUCAUCCAGAUAUGAAUAAGAGUCCUGGUGCAGAAGAGAAGUUUAAAGAGAUAAGUGCUGCAUAUGAGGUCCUAUCAGAUAAUGCGAAAAGAUCUUUAUAUGAUCUCCAUGGUGAGGCAGGUUUACAAGGAGGAUAUGAUGGAUCGGGUGGUGCUUCACCGGGGGUUGAUCCAUUUGAAGUGUAUAAUGCAUUCUUUGGCGGUUCACAUGGGUUCUUCAGUGGAAUGGAUGAACCAGGAGGCUUUAACUUCGAUUUUAGAAAUAAAGGAAACAACGAUCUUGACAUUCGGUUUGACCUUCAUUUGAACUUUGAAGAAUCUGUGUUUGGAGGAGAGCAUGAAAUUAACUUCUCCUGUCUUGAAACAUGUGAUGAUUGUGGUGGAACAGGUGCUAAAUGUAGUAGUUGCAUAAAAUCAUGCAGUGGCUGUGGAGGUAGAGGAGUGGUAAUGAAAUCUCAAAGGACUCCAUUUGGAAUGGUAUCACAGGUUUCUACUUGCUCAAGCUGUGGUGGUAAUGGCAAGAUAAUCACUGAUCAUUGUCGAAGAUGUAGUGGCAGCUGUAAAGUAAAGGUGAAACGAAGUAUGAGAGUUACCAUACCCCCUGGUGUUAGCAAUGGUUCCAUAAUGAGAAUACAAGGAGAGGGCAAUUCUGAUAAGAAAAGGGGAUUAGAUGGUGAUCUCUUCAUAGUCCUCCAUAUAGGUGAAAAGCAAGGAAUUUGGAGGGAUGGCCUUAAUCUUUACUCAAAGAUCAAUAUUGACUACACCGAGGCAAUACUCGGGACAGUGGUGAAGGUGGAAACCGUUGAAGGUAUUAAAGAUCUUCAAAUCCCCUCCGGGAUUCAGCCUGGUGAUAGAGUGAAACUUUCAUGUCUGGGAAUUCCAGAUAUCAAUAAACCUUCAGUUAGAGGUGAUCAUCACUUUAUUGUGAAUGUUCUGAUCCCAAAAGAUAUCAGUAACAAAGAACAGGCACUUGUUGAGGAAUUGGCUUCACUCAAAGCAUCUAGCAAAAGCUAUCCUUCUCAUGGGAUGCAUGAAGGAAGCAAACCAAAAGAGUGUGCUUCAAGAAAAAGGAUCAACCGUGUUGCUUUUUUGUGGAACUCAAUUAAGGCCUUCUUAGGGCAAGGGCAGUCCCGAGAAGGGUUUGCAUCAAUUAGUUCAGACAUAUCAGCGUCAUUGUGGUGUCGUGGCAAGCCAGAUUGCAUGGUAACAGUUUCAUAUUUUACGAUUUUCAUAUUAACUUGUAUUUUUACAUGUAUGCGGAGGACCAAAAAACUGCAUGUGGUUGAGACAAAGAAACUCAUCGUAGGAAACUAAAAGAGCACCGAGAAGCGAUAUCUAGGCAUGAUUAAUUGAGGAACCUAACAGAUUCUAAACUUGUAUUAGACAUGCUACUAUCGAUCUGUCGUAUAGAUCAGUCCCUCGCAUGGUCCUUGAAGUCGAGUUUUGCUUUAAUGCAGCCAGGUUCAUCAAUGGUGCUCCCCAUGUUCUGUGCUUGCUACCAAAUUUUUGCUUAAAUAGCUGAAGAUAUUAUAAUUUUGGCAAUUAAUGACUUAAUUAUGCAUUAUUUAUCUAUUAAAACCGAAACUAUUCAUCAGCCAAUGAGAAGCAAUCACGUGGCAGUUUCUUCCUUUUCGUUAGAAUCCUGGCAGAAGUGGAACACUGCGAUGGUAGAUCCUGAAAAGGCCGAAUGGAAAAGCAGUCCCUUAGAAUGGGAAAAACUUAA
Durio zibethinus is the source of this 2110-nucleotide messenger RNA. RefSeq lists its product as uncharacterized. The record is from RefSeq and is a predicted model, not a curated record. Gene Ontology annotation, biological process: protein refolding; response to heat. Gene Ontology annotation, molecular function: ATP binding; heat shock protein binding. Gene Ontology annotation, cellular component: cytoplasm; chloroplast thylakoid membrane. NCBI's taxonomy places the organism in Eukaryota, Viridiplantae, Streptophyta, Magnoliopsida, Malvales, Malvaceae.